AUGGAUGGCAUCGAAAGCGAUCCGUAUCCAGAAGAUGUACAGAAGCUGCACGAUAAGUAUGGUUUCGAGGUGGUUCGUUCUUCAGCCAGGGUUCUCGUGAACAGCAGUCCGUUGACGAUGCGUUCUGAGUAUUCUUCUUACGACUGGUAUGGUCUCGCAACACCUUCUGUAGAAGUUGAUAGCGAGGUGCCCGCUGAGGCUACCUGGGUGCCAGAACCGACGCCAGCAUCGGAAAGGGCGCCAUCACCAUAUGACUGUACCCCGGAAGUGGAUGUCGGCCCGGAAGACAACCGACCAACAGAAUCUGAUGGCUAUGCAGAGCCCAAGGCUAUUAUAGGAGAGAAAUACGUGGAUGCUCCAGAUGAAGUGCAGGAGAAGCCUUGCGAUGACGAUUUGUCUCUGCCUCAUGAUGGCGAUGGGUACGACAAGGAUAAGGCGCAGGAGGGCGCUACCAAGCCUGGAGACUCGAAAGGGGACAGGGACAUCCACCAUGAGCAGGAGUCUCCUGACAAAGUGGAUAGUUACGCGCCCUAUCGUAAUCGAUACGAAGACAAAAAGGGGCUGGUGAGCGUACAGCUGGGUAUCCAGUACGAGCUCAUGGUACAGCUACAGAGAUACAUCGAAAGAGCCUGUUAUGCAUUUGGAAGUGGAGAAAUCCCAGAGACUCUGACACAAAACGGAUGGGACUGCGAUGAAGCAGUAACGCUGGAUCGUUGGAUGAGAGAGUUCCUCGCUCGACCUGAAAUCUUUGACGUGGGAGGCAGCGUUGAGAGUCUACCGUCAUUAUUUCAGAGGCUGCGUGAGAUUCAAGCAGUCAAUCUCAGUCGCAAACGCCUGACUUCUGACGAGAUACACGAGUUUCUCAGUGACGCAUGCGCACUUAUGGAUGUGCUGAAUGUCAGUGGCUAUAAGGAGAUCCUUAAGAAGCUCGAAUUGAGGGUUGGGAAGCUGUUAGUUGAUUUCGCCGUCAGGUACGAAUCAUUUCGGCAGAGACGAGAUGAAAAGUUGAAGCAAGUAAAAAGCGAGCGGGCGAGGCUGGACAUGCUAGAGAGGACGAUUCUCGCAGAAAUGGAAGAUGACAUGGAAGGAAAUCAGAGUAUAGUCAAGCGGGAGAUUCGAAUUGCAUUAGACAAAACGGCGGCGAAAUUUGAAACAGAUAUAGAGUGGGAGGAAGAUAGAGGAGAGUGA
This is a messenger RNA of Fusarium proliferatum ET1, 1188 nucleotides long. RefSeq lists its product as uncharacterized. The transcript has a single exon. The record is from RefSeq and is a predicted model, not a curated record. Bases 1 to 1188 code for a protein of 395 amino acids. Lineage: Eukaryota; Fungi; Ascomycota; Sordariomycetes; Hypocreales; Nectriaceae.